AUGUACGCCACCAAGCCGCUGUCCCUGUUCAAGAGCCACCCGGAGGCGGCGUCGCGGCCGCCACCGGAGGGCCGGAACUCCGGCUACCUGGUGGUGAAGGGCGCCGACGACGAGGGCAGUGACGACGAGACGUGCUGCUGGGGCACCUGCGGCGGGUCGCGCGUGCGGGACCUCCCGUUCCCGCAGAACCGCGUGCUGACGGUGAGGUACACGGAGCACCACGGGGAGAGCAGCACCACCUACGCCGACGCCGUCGUGUUCGUGCCCGUCCCCGACCAGCCGCUGGCGUCCAACCGCUACUGCCCCGUCAUCGCCACGGGCAGGCACAGGGGCCUCGUCAGGGCGUGCUCCACGGAGGAGGACAUGGUCCCCUGCUGCUUCUGCCGGUGCAUCAACGACGUGGACCCGCGGCCGUUCGACCCGGCCGAUAUCUACCAGCAGAUCGAGAUCGUGCAGCGCCGGCGCGGGCGGUUCACGGCGAGGGCCGUCGCUCCCGACGGCUUCCCCUAUUUCCUGUACCGCAAGAAGUACUGGCGCGUGUACGCGUCCAAGCCCAAGAGCUUCGACCUCCAAAUCGGCGAGGCCCGGGGCCUGGACGCCGCGCUCCGGUCUCGCCAGCUCUCGGACGCCGCCGUCGGGAAAUGGUACUCCCCGUUCUUCCUCGUCAAAGAAGAUGGCGUCGCGCCACGCGAGCAGAUGGAACGCAGCGCGUUCUACGAGGUGACGCUCGAGCAGCGCUGGGAGCCGGUGCACGUUCUUCACGCCGGCGUCCCGAAGAAGCUGGGCAGCAAGAAGGCGCUCAUCGGCGGGAGCGUGGAGGCAAAGCAGGAGGCGGGGAACUCGCGGCACGGCGACGCGUACGUGUGGUUCAGGGCGGCGGCGACGGGUCAGCGGGUGGGGCUGUGCACGAGCGUGUGGGAGAGGAUGCGGUGGGAGGAGUACAGGGGCGGGUGGGUGGACGAGGAGGAGGAUCCCGGGAAGGUGGCCGGCGGAUCGGUGCUGGUGGAGAGGUUCGUCGUGAAGAGGCUGGAUGGCACCGUGGUUCUGGCCUUUGACUUUGUGCAUCUCAAAAAAGUCAGAGCAAAGCAGCUGUGA
Messenger RNA from Miscanthus lutarioriparius, 1095 nucleotides. The record is from the annotation of a GenBank genome assembly. Lineage: Eukaryota; Viridiplantae; Streptophyta; Magnoliopsida; Poales; Poaceae.